AUCAGUGUUUUUCACUGUUCCAAUGUAAAGUUCCAUAGCAUGGAUACGAUGUUGCUAACAGACACACGUUCCUCAGGCUACAUCAGUGUCGUGACAAGAAGUGUUAAGGUACCAAAAAUCAAAUAGCAGGACAAAUGUCAGCUAUUCAUAACGGGUCGACACGGACAGAAGAAGAAAAUCUCGGAAUAAUCAAUACAUCGACUUUGACAUUGUAGCAGUGACACUUGUCACCUUACCGUAUGACAAAUCUGAGGGGGCACGUGCCCAUGUGCCUCCUAUGGGUAUGAUACCUCUGAUCUGGAAGAACUCUCACCUUCAUCAGAGCAUUAAAAAUGAACUAUGCCUAAAAGUGGACGGAUCACUUAAUAUGUACAAGACAUCUGAGACACCACCAUGGAGAACAACGGGACAGUGUGUGUGACAUCAGUGAAAGGGUUAAAGGACAACUGGCAGAGAUGGUCCAACGAGCACCAGGAGUACCAGAAAGACAACCCCUUCAGUAACGACCGGGGGGCUAUGGUGAGUGCGACUGCCCAGCAGCAGAGGCUCCAGCGGGACCAGGAUGGCUACGGGAGGCCCCUGGAGGGCUCCUUGACAGAGCAGAGGGGCCAGGACGCCCACAUCCACAUUAGCCGGGAGGUGGAGGAGCUCUGCCAGGUGAUCAGGGACAUCGGGGAAAGCUGUGGGGACGGAGGCAGCGAGGAGAGACCUGUGGUGACGGUAGAGUUUGGGAAGCUGUUUGAGCACUAUGUGAACAUCUCCAACAAGGUGGUGGGGAUCCUGCUGAGGGCCAGAAAACAAGGCCUGGUCAGCUUUGAAGGGGAGAUGUUGUGGCAGGGGCAGGAUGACCGGGUCCUCAUCACACUGCUACAGUCACCAGGAUGAGAUGACAGGGUCGUCUCUAUGCUGCUUCAGUGACCAGGAUGAUGCAGCUGACGGACAAGGCGGUAACCAAGGCCAUGUCCAGAAACAUCCCCUAGCCCUUAGGCACUCAUGUACAGUAGUUGUGAAAGGAUUGGCUAGGUCUAAGCAAUAUGAUAAAUUACAUUAGGUAGCAAGGUGCAGCUAGGUAGCAAGUUGCAGCUACAACACCUAUCAAUUCUUUCAGAUUUACACCUGCACCUAGUAGGGGUAGUUGUUUCUGGACAGGCCCCAAGAGAACCAACCUGUGGCAGCAGUGACAUGCAAUAUGGUGCUGUAGGAUGAACCUGAGCCUAUUGGCCUGAAUGGACCUUGCGUUGCAUUCCCAGUUACACCGCUACACUGUAAUCUACAUAGCAUUUACAAUGUUCCUUAGCAACCUUUGUAAUUAGACACAGAGGAAAGGUGUACUAUUUAGGGCACAAAUAGAACACACUGACACUGUAGGCUUAUGUUACAAAUGCUGGAAGGAGGCUAUGAAACUGCAUACAUGGUUGACAAUGUAGCAAAAUGUACCACCAUUUUAUUUACAUUCAGUAGAAAUAGCACAUCACUUUUUGGGCCACUGGAAUUUGUGGAAUUCACACUGUACUAAAUUCACAUUGUUUAAUUUAACACGGGUUGUUUGAGGAAUGCUUUUGCAUGCUCUUGCACUCAUAACACUAUAUGAUGAAAUAUACUCUAACACUUUACUCAUUUGAAAAAUAAUUAUUUUGUCACCAACUAAUAUACUUUAUUCCACACACACACACACACACACACACACACACACACACACACACACACGUGUGUUCAUGUUUACAAAGGAAAGCACUGAUGUUUUUCAAUAAAGUCUUCCAACAGAUCACCAAAAAUGACUGUUAAUUCAUGAUAAAUUGCAUUAAAAUGAUAGGUAACACUUUAUACCUUUUACAAGGCAUUAGAAAAGGGUCAUAAACAUUUAUAUCAAGUCAUAAAGCCUUAUAACUGCAUACUUUCCAUGAAGUGUUCCUGAAUGAUGUUUCCCAUUAAUGAGAGACCAGGAAGGAAAUCUAAUACCCUAGUGGAGGCAGCAAUGCAUCAUUUAUUUAACCUAACCAUGAACAACCAUUUACAUCAAUACAUGUUGACAUUUUGUUACAGCGACACGUCAACCAAUAAAUACAAACACAUGACGCUCUCAAUUUCAUGCAGCAGCAUACAACUAAACAUACAUUACAUAACCAAACGGUUGCUAGAUCGAAUCCCCGAGCUGACAAGGUAAAAAUCUGUCGUUCUGCCCCUGAACAAUGCAAUUAACCCACUGUUCCUAGACCGUCAUUGUAAAUAAGAAUUUGUUCUUAACUGACUUGCCUAGUUAAGUAAAGGUCAAAUAUAUAUACAUUUAAUAAUUACUUUGUUGAGUGUUCCAUCGGGCUGCAGUGCAUAACAAAAUUAAGAAUCACUCUCCAACAUUCCUAAUAAAAUAACACAGUUAAUGUAGAGUAUUGUGUUAAAUGAAUGUGUGACUCAAGAAACAAUUGUUUGUGGAUGACUGAGCUCCUAUUCUGCAUCUCGAUGAAUUAGUAAUGUAGGUAUUAUUCAGUGAAUAUAUUAAACCUCCACACUCCAGUGUACACUUCCAUUUUACUCUUUGAUCAUAUAUGAUUGAUUACCAUUCAUGCAAAACAGUUGCUUUUCUGACCACUUGACUGACACCUAAAAAAGCUCAUACUUCUCAUUAUGUUUCUCUGCUUUCAGUUAUUUUACCUCAUAAUACAAGAUCCUGUUGACAGUGACUGCAUGGCGAAUGGCACACUAUUCAUUGAACUACUUCUGAGCCCAGAUGGGAAAAGGCCAUUUGGGAUGCCAGCCAGUGGCACAAUGCACAUGCAUUACUCAUCUUUAUCGAAGGUAUCCUGCAAUGACACUUACAGUAUGUUUCCCAGUCCCAAUACAUCCCAUUCACUUACCAUUCUCAGGUAUCCUGGUCAUGCUCACUUAAGAAUGUCUUACUAAUCAUUCUUUACAUUAAUACUGGAGACUAUGCACACACGUACACUGAUAAAGGGAACACUUAAACAACACAAUGUAACUCCAAGUCAAUCACACUUCUGUGAAAUCAAACUGUCCACUUAGGAAGCAACACUGAUUGACAAUAAAUUUCACAUGCUGUUGUGCAAAUGGAAUAGACAACAGGUGGAAAUUAUAGGCAAUUAGCAAGACACCCCCAAUAAAGUAGUGGUUCUGCAGGUGGGGACCACAGACCACUUCUCAGUUCCUAUGCUUCCUGCCACAAAUGUGCAUGUGUCUGCUCAAACGGUCAGAAACAGACUCCAUGAGGGUGGUAUGAGGGCCCGAUGCCCACAGGUGGGGUUGUGCUUACAGCCCAACACCGUGCAAGACGUUUGGCAUUUGCCAGAGAACACCAUGAUUGGAAAAUUCGCCACUGGCGCCCUGUGCUCUUCACAGAUGAAAGCAGGUUCACACUGAGCACAUGUGACAGACGUGACAGAAUCUGGAGACGCUGUGGAGAAUGUUCUGCUGCCUGCAACAUCCUCCAGCAUGACCGGUUUGGCGGUGGGUCAGUCAUGGUGUGGGGGGGUGGCAUUUCUUUGGGGGGCCGCACAGCCCUCCAUGUGCUCGCCAGAGGUAGCCUGACUGCCAUUAGGUACCGAGAUGAGAUCCUCAGACCCCUUGUGAGAUCAUAUGCUGGUGCGGUUGGCCCUGGGUUCCUGCUAAUGCAAGACAAUGCUAGACCUCAUGUGGCUGGAGUGUGUCAGCAGUUCCUGCAAGAGGAAGGCAUUGAUGCUAUGGACUGCCCUGCCCGUUCCCCAGACCUGAAUCCAAUUGAGCACAUCUGGGACAUCAUGCCUUGCUCCAUCCACCACAACGCCACGUUGCACCACAGACUGUCCAGGAGUUGGCGGGUGCUUUAGUCCAGGUCUGGGAGGAGAUCCCUCAGGAGACCAUCCGCCACCUCAUCAGGAGCAUGCCCAGGCGUUGUAGAUCAUACAGGCACGUGGAGGCCACACACACUACUGAGCCUAAUUUUGACUUGUUUUAAGGACAUUACAUCAACGUUGAAUCAGCCUGUAGUGUGGUUUUCCACUUUAAUUUUGAGUGUGACUCCAAAUCUAGACCUCCAUGGGUUGAUAAAUUUGAUUUCCAUUGAUCAUUUUUGUGUGAUUUUGUUGUCAGCACAUUCAACUAUGUAAAGAAAAAAGUAUUUAAUAAGAAUAUUUCAUUCAUUCAGAUCUAGGAUGUGUUAUAUUGGUGUUCCCUUUAUUUUUUUGAGCAGUGUAUAUUUGUAUCACUUUUUAUAUCUUUCUUUACCAAGGGAAAAAUGACCCCAAAAUCAUUCCAGUCAUUACUAUUUCAUAUACUGUGGUAAAAAAUAAAGCGUAACUAUUGGUCAUUUUCACAAAAGUCUUUAAAAUUAGAAGGAAAACAUAUUUGGCUUAAUUUCUGAUUUGGCUGUUCAGCUUGAUACUAAAAUUAAAAACCUCAGUUGAGUUGAUUUGUACCAUCAUCACUAGUCUCACUGUAACCUGCUAGGGAGUAUAGUACUCUCACACAGAGAACCACGGAGGGAGACCAGACCAGUCCUGACCUGCUCACUUCACUACUAGUAAGGUAACCCUGUUUCUCACUGGACCAGCCCAGACUGCAACCCACCACUCAGUUGGUCUCUCCCUUAAGAGUUCAGCUGCUGAAUCAACUGGUCCGCCUGAAGUAGACAAACACACAUAGUACAAUAUUAAAUAAAUUACAAUUCAUGGCUUCUUCAUGGCUUUUUGAUGUCUGAAUUUCCAGUCCAUUGUCACGCUCAUGUAGUGUAUCUAAAGGUAGAAAAACAAAGGCUCUUGCAUGAGGUGAGAGCCUGCAAACCAACCUGAUUGGAAUAGACUGAUAUGGGUGAGUGUCCCUGACAUAGUGUAUAGAUGGCCAUCCUUUAACCUGGGAAGACCCAUAUACACACCAAAGGCAGACACAGGUAAAAACAGGUUUCUUAGUCCGGUGUAUUUGGGGCUUUAGUCAUCUUACUUCAUCCCAACAGAUUUCCCCAGUACAGUAGUCUCCACAUGGAGUUAAUCGACCAUGAAAGCUGGCAGUGAUAAUGCAGUGAGAGAUUAGUGUUGGCUGACUGGCUCUUAACAGAUGACAACAACACAACAGCCAGAGUGAAAUACAAGAGCUGCUAGAACAGGAACAAUGGAGCUGUUCAUCAUCUGCCAAUAAAGACUGUCUAACUACAUGUAUAUGUUUAAAAAAAAGCCCUCUUUCCCAAACACAAUGCUAACAAGCUACUCCGACAAGUCUAAAUGAGUGGAGUUGAUGUGUUGGUGUCCAGGUGCUGUCAAGGCAGCAAGGCAAGGCAAGGGAAAUUGUUGUUCUAUCCCGACUGUGGUAUAGUAUGAACACUGAACUCAAUAGGUGGAUAAUAUUACCACAGAACAGACAAUGUGGGGGGAAUAGUGAAACAUUUAUCACACAAAUUCUGACAGCUACUGUACUACAAUGGCGAAUUGAAAGAGACUUAUCAUGACAAACCAAUAGGAGUUGGGUCUGUAGAAGAGGCGGGACAUGAAGCCCAUUUGACUGGCAGGUGCCAACACAUGGUGAUGCAGGUGAGAGACAGAACAGAAUGGGGGCCAGUGGAAACCAAACCUGUAGACAGAAGCAGGCAAUGUUUAUUUUAUUUUUGUCUCUGCAUGAUCUGCUGUGACAACAGCAGCAUGUUCAAAAUGCUAAAUUCUACAGACUACAGAAUGUGAUUUGCUGUUGUACGUCAUUGCAUUAAGCCAAACCAAUCAAAUAUGCAUGCAUAGCAAACAUUUGGCCUAUACAAUUGGAGUCACUUGUUAAAAAAAGGGCCGGGACGAUACCAGUAUUGCAACACUCGUCAGUAUCGUGGCAAAGAAAUAAAAACACAACAUGGAUUUAAUUUAUUUUGAAAAACAGCCCUAAUGUUGGAAAUAUAUCAUUAUGUUGUCAUCUAGUCACAUUUGUUCAUUUUUCAGGCUAAAUCACACAAUACUUUGCAUACAGUAGGUUUUUAAAGAACCAAAGAGUUGUCUGCUUGUAUUGAAUUUUUUUUGCCAUGGAAAACAUAUCUCAAUACUGGUAUUGUCACAGCCCUAAUAACAUCUGAAGAUUGAAAAACGCUCCUUCAUUUGAAUCAUGUGACAUUGACUGGAGAGAAUGUUGUGGUCAUACCUAACAUCGCUGAGGUCUAAGACAUUGUGCUUCUGAAGGAUCUCCAUCCCUAUCUCCACCAUCUUCUCUACUGAUCACAGACACAGCAGGAUAAUCAGUUAAAACACACACACACACUGUCACACCCUGACCUUAGUAUUCUUUGUUUUCCUUGUUAUUUUGGUUAGGUCAGGGUGUGACAUGGGUGAUGUAUGUGUUUUUACUUAUCUAGGGGUUUUUGUAUGUUUAUGGGGCUGUUUCCCUUCUAGGUAUAUUGUAUGUCUAUGGUUGCCUAGAUGGUUCUCAAUUAGAGGCAGCUGUCUAUCGUUGUCUCUGAUUGGGAACCAUAUUCAGGCAGCUAUAUUCUGUGGGUACUUGGUGGGUGAUUGUUUCCGUGACGUUUUUCACGUUUCGUUUAUUGUUUUGUACGGUUUCGGUUUUUCAUUCAAAUCUACUAUGGACACUUACCACACUGCAUUUUGGUCCGAUCCCUGCUACACCUUCAUCUGAAGAGGAGGAAAUCAGCCGUGACACACACACUCUAGAGGUCGACCGAUUAUGAUUUUUCAAUGCCGAUACCGAUACUGAUUAUUGGAAGACCAAAAAAAGCCGAUACCGAGUAAAUGGACAAUUUAUUUUUUCUUUCAUUUAUUUGUAAUAAUGACAUUUACAACAAUACUGAAUGAACAAAGUGUUGGAGAAUAAAGUAAAAGUGCAAUAUGUGCCAUGUAAAAAAAGCUAACGUUUAAGUUCCUUGCUCAGAACACGAGAACACAUGAAAGCUGGUGGUUCCUUUUAACACGAGUCUUCAAUAUUCCCAGGUAAGAAGUUUUAGGUUGUAGUUACAAUAGAAAUUCUAGGACUAUUUUUCUAUAUACGAUAUGUAUUUCAUAUAACUUUGACUAUUGGAUGUUCUUAUAGGCACUUUAGUAUUGCCAGUAUAACAGUAUAGCUUCCGUCCCUCUACUCGCCCCUACCUGGGCUCGAACCAGGAACACGUCGACAACAGCCACCCUUGAAGCAGCGUUACCCAUCGCUCCAAAAAAGCCACGGCCUUUGCAGAGCAAGGUGAACAACUACUUCAAGGUCUCAGAGCGAGUGACGUCACCGAUUGAAACGCUAUUAGCGUGCACCCCGCUAACUAGCUAGCCAUUUCACAUCGGUUACACCAGCCUAAUCCCGGGAGUUGAUAGGCUUCAAGUCAUAAACAGCUCAAUGCUUGAAGCAAUGCGAAGAGCUGCUGGCAAACGCACGAAAGUGCUGUUUGAAUGAAUGCUAACGAGCCUGCUGCUGCCUACCACUGCUCAGUCAGACUGCUCUACAGAAAUAUGAGCCUUAGGUCAUUAAUAUGGUCAAAUCCGGAAACUAUAAUUUUGAAAACAACACAUAUAUUCUUUCAGUGAAAUAUGGAACUGUUAAGAAUUUUAUCUGACGGGUGGCAUCCAUAAGUUUAAAUAUUCCUGUUACAUUGCACAACCUUCAAUGUUAUGUCAUAAUUAUGUAAAAUUCUGGCAAAUUAGGCAGCCCAAACUGUUGCAUAUACACUGACUCUGGUGCAAUGAACGCAAGAGAAGUGACACAAUUUCACCUGGUUAAUAUUGCCUGCUAACCUGGAUUUAUUUUAGCUAAAUAUGCAGGUUUAAAAAUAUAUACUUCUGUGUAUUGAUUUUAAGAAAGGCAUUGAUGUUUAUGGUUGUUUUUUUAUAUGGUAAGUUUGAAGCUAGCUCGCAACUUACCUUGGCUUUUUACUGCAUUCGUGUAACAGGCAGGCUCCUUGUGGAGUGCAAUGUAAAGCAGAUGGUUAGAGCGUUGGACUAGUUAACCGUAAGGUUGCAAGAUUGAAUCCCAGAGCUGACAAGGUACAAAAUCUGUCGUUCUGCCCCUGAACAAGGCAGUUAACCCACCGUUCCUAGGCCGUCAUUGAAAAUAAGAAUGUGUUCUUAACUGACUUGCCUCGUUUAAUAAAGGUGUUAAAACGUUUUUAAAAUGUUUAAAUCAGCCAAAUCGGUGUCCAAAAAUACAGAUUUCCGAUUGUUAUGACAACUUGAAAUCGGCCCUAAUUAAUAGGCCAUUCCGACUAAUCGGUAGACCUCUAACACACACCUUUAAAGUUGCAUACCUAAUGACACAUGCUCUUUACUGAGUGAUUUACAGUUUCCAACAUGUAUGUGGGCACAACCAGGUAAUGGUGGGGCUCGCUGGUUCAACUAGGACGUCCAUCACAAUCAGCAUUGUUUUCAGUUUGGAAGCUAACCUGCCUAAAAACUAUUUUUUGGGGAUCAAUACUGUAUAUUGUUUCCACAUAGCUAUGGAGUAUGAUCAUAGAACAAAGGGGUUAACGGAUUAGCUCAAAUGACCUGUCAGUGGUCAUCAUUGUCGCCGUUUAUCUGACAGCUAACAUAGCUAGCCAACGUUAGUUAACGUAACGUUAGCCUAGCUAGCUAGUUUAUCGGUGAGUCGACAGGAAAAGCAAACAUUUACCCAACUUGGCAAUACGCACUAAUGACCACCUGAAGGCGGAAGUGAAACACGUCCCUCGCUGAAUCAGUCUAGAUAAAAUAUUUACAUUUUAGUAAUUUAUUAACAUAUGCUUUUCUAUUUUCUGCCACAUCUUCAACAUGUAUAUGUUAAUGCAUCGAUUAUAUUGCAUUGUUGUUUUUGCCUAAAUGAUUUAAAGAUGGGAUUUUUUAAAGCCAUUUUCGUGUUCUGCAGCAGCCAGACCUAGGAAAAGAACGAUACAGAUUAACUUUAUUUAUUUUACUGGUCAUAGCCUAUAAUUUAGUUGAUCUCACUCCUCCUUACUAUUUACAGUAAUAAAGAUGUGCUCAAUUUAGGUAUUUU
Molecule: messenger RNA, 8919 nt
Organism: Oncorhynchus keta (chum salmon)
Lineage: Eukaryota; Metazoa; Chordata; Actinopteri; Salmoniformes; Salmonidae
Product: actin-binding Rho-activating protein-like
Exons: 3
Coding region: 394-885 (163 amino acids)
Biological process (GO): positive regulation of Rho protein signal transduction
Molecular function (GO): actin binding
Source: RefSeq, a predicted model, not a curated record